AUGAUGAUCACUGAUUUUAAUCAUGAUUGUUUCUAUUCACCAAUAACUAAGAGUGCCAGUUUGAAUGAAACCACUUAUAUAAUUGAGCAGAUCGUUGAAUAUUGUAUUCGAACACUUUCGAAAGAAAUAAUCGAUAUUAAUGAAAAAUCAAUAUCAUCUAAAUUAACGUUUGAUGAAUUAAAAAAGAAUAAUAUAACUUCUACUGAUCUAAUGCAAUGGUCAAGUCCUAUUGAUCUUAUCGAACGUUAUGAAUAUUUUCUGCAAAUGAACACAACUUCAGCAACUGACGUAUUUUAUAAUUGCACUCCACCAUGGUUUGGAUCAAUUUGUCAAUAUCGAUUUGUUUUAAAUCAAUCAUUCUCAUCUUUUAUUCAAAUGAGAAUUGACGAGCGCAAGUUGUUCGAUGAAAAUACGACAUUAACUUGUUACAUACAUAUGAAAUGUGAUAAUCAUUCAUUUCUAACCUGUCUCGACUGGCGUGACAUAUGUGAUGGAAAGGUGAACUGUCUUGACGAUGGUGAAGAUGAAAAAUAUUGUAUUGAACUUGAAAUGAAUCGUUGUGAAGAAAACGAAUAUCAAUGUCAAAAUGGUAUGUGUGUGAAUGAAGAUUUCCUUUCAGAUGAAGAUAUUUCACCGUUUCGUAUUUAUAAUCCAGAGUGUUUAGAUGGAUCGGAUGAAAUUCGAGUCAAAGACUUGGCUUCAUGCGCGAGAGACUCAUCUUUUAAAUGUGAAGACGUUCUUUGUCCACAACAUACUAAUUUUAACUGCGGAGAUGGAACUUGCCUUGCUGUGGAAGUAACUCGAGGGAUUAUUCCAUGCACAAAUAAUCGAGAUCGAGCAAUGAACUAUAUGUUUGACUGGAACAAUCCUGUGGAUGCACGAUAUUCUCGUUGUUUCAAAACUCUUAUGUGCGUAUCAUACCCAUUUUUAUCGAGAAACUUUGAUAAAUAUUGCAAAAAUUUAUGCAAUAAUACACAAGAAUGUAAAAUACAAACUAUUAAAGAUUGCCCACCUGCAUUCAUUGCACCUACGCUUCCAGUAUGGGAUGGUCAUGUACGAUUUGGCUAUUUCUCUAAUGAAACAACUAUCAGACGAUCUGGAUAUGAACCUGACUUUGUAUGUUAUAACAAAGAUCUUUGUUCAUUUCCAAUUCCAACAUUCACACUAGAUAGUUAUACAUGUUUACAUACUAACCAAUUAAAUUUAACAUCAAGUUAUACUGUGUAUGACAUUUUCAGAGCAUGUAAUCAACUCUUUAAAACUGAUAAUGAGAAUACUUGCCUCGAUCCAACUACAGUACGUUGUUCAGGAACGAAUAAAUGUAUACGUAAGCGUCGAAUCAUGGAUGGAUUUGCGGAUUGUUAUGAUGGUUUUGAUGAGUCAAUUGCAGCUAACUCAUGCGCACUGAAUGAUAAACAUCGUUUUCAAUGGAGCAGUCAUCCUAUUCCGCAAUGUUGA
Messenger RNA from Adineta steineri, 1458 nucleotides. NCBI's taxonomy places the organism in Eukaryota, Metazoa, Rotifera, Eurotatoria, Adinetida, Adinetidae. The record is from the annotation of a GenBank genome assembly.